Oryzias latipes (Japanese medaka) is the source of this 11314-nucleotide messenger RNA. It is a transcript of the gene plxna3, whose product is annotated as plexin A3. The record is from RefSeq and is a predicted model, not a curated record. Gene Ontology annotation, biological process: regulation of cell migration; semaphorin-plexin signaling pathway. Gene Ontology annotation, molecular function: semaphorin receptor activity; protein binding. Gene Ontology annotation, cellular component: semaphorin receptor complex; plasma membrane. NCBI's taxonomy places the organism in Eukaryota, Metazoa, Chordata, Actinopteri, Beloniformes, Adrianichthyidae.
GCAUGCGCAAGUGUGUGCUCCGGUUUGAGGUUCUCCCGACCCGGUUAGAGGACGUUCACCUCGUUAAGGUGACCGCCUGUGGCUGCCGUCCCCCCGUCGCUGGGUGGUGCAGUCUGGCAGGGGGCUGGCUGUGGCUGGGCCGCUGCAGACGAGCCGAGCCGAGCAGAGUCAAGGCAGGCUGCGAGUGUCCGGGAGAGCCGCCCCGUUCUGGAACAAUUUCUCUCUCUUGCCUCCGGGGACUUUUUAUUUUUAUUUUUUACCUGCGUGGGCCCCGCCCUCACUGUGGGACCACCUGAGCGCGAGCGUGUGUGUGAGGAACACGCAGCGGCGGCACGCGCGCGGGACUCGGGACUUAAAUCACGGAUCGGACUCUGCUGCUCGAUACCCGCAGUCAUGUCCACCUGAAGCAGACUCUUCAUCAGACCUGAAGCACCUCCUCCUCCUCCUCCUCCUCCUCCCCCCCUACUCCUCUCUUUUCCCCACGUCCUCUGCUCUUCGGAGUUUUUCUCUUCCUCUUCACCAUGCUUUCCUUUUCUCUGCUCCUUUCCGUUCUUCUUUCCCUCCUCCCCCCUCUCCCCCUCCUGUCUGCCCCCGCUGCCCCCCCCUCUUCGGGGUCGGGCAGGGCGGUGUACCGAGUCUUUAACACCUCGCUCACCCACCUAACCAUCCACCGUAGGACAGGUGAGGUGUUUGUCGGUGCCGUCAACCGUGUGAUCAAGCUGUCCCCCAAUCUGACGGAGCUGAAGAGUCAUGAGACCGGACCUGUAGAGGACAAUGACAUGUGUUACCCCCCUCCCAGCAUGAGGAACUGCGCCCACGGACUGGUGAAUUUGGAUAACGUGAACAAGCUCUUGCUGGUGGAUUAUACCGGGAACAGACUGGUGGCCUGCGGCUCCAUCUGGCAGGGAGUCUGUCAGUUUCUUAGACUGGAGGACCUCUUCAAACUGGGAGAGCCGCAUCACCGCAAGGAGCACUACCUCUCAGGGGCCAGAGAGGCUGAUGGGAUGGCAGGAGUGGUUGUGGAUGAAGAUGACUGGAUCUCUGACCCCGCAAAGAAAAAGCCGGUGAAGGGCAGCAGUCGGCUCUUCAUCGGCGCCGCCAUCGACGGGAAGUCGGAGUAUUUCCCCACGCUGUCCAGCAGGAAGCUGGUGGCUGACGAGGAGAACAUGGACAUGUUCUCUCUGGUUUACCAGGAUGAGUUUGUGUCCUCACAGAUCAAGAUCCCGUCCGACACGCUGUCGACCUAUCCAGCUUUUGACAUUUACUACAUCUACGGGUUCUCCAGUCGCACGUACGUGUACUUCCUGACCCUGCAGCUGGACACGCAGCUGACCCAGAUGGAUGCGGGCGGGGAGAAGUUCUUUACCUCCAAGAUUGUCAGGUUGUGCUCCAACGACACACUGUUUUACUCCUACGUGGAGUUUCCUCUGGGCUGCACCAAAGAUGGCGUUGAGUAUCGUCUGGUUCAGGCUGCCUACAAGCAGAAACCAGGACGUCGGCUGGCCCAGGCGCUUGGAUUGUCUGAAGAUGACGACAUCCUGUUUGUCGUCUUCUCUCAGGGUCAGAAGAACCGCUCCAACCCGCCCAGAGAGACGGUCCUCUGCCUGUUCACGCUGUACAACAUCAACAUGGCCAUCAGAGAGAAGAUCCACUCCUGUUACAGAGGAGAGGGGAAGCUGUCGUUGUCAUGGCUACUCAACAGAGAGCUGAACUGCAUCCCCACACCCCACCAGAUUGGAGACGACUUCUGCGGCCUGGUGCUGAACCAGCCCCUCGGAGGCCUGAGGGUGAUCGAGGGCUUCCCGCUGUACGAGGACCGGACCGAGGGCAUGGGGGCCGUGGCUGGCUACACCUACGGGGAGCACACUGUGGUGUUUGUGGGGACCCGGAGCGGCCAGCUGAAGAAGAUCCGUGUGGAUGGGAUCCCGCCCCCGACCCAGAAUGCCUUGCUGUAUGAGACUGUGCCAGUGGUGGAAGGGAAGCCAAUCUUGAGAGACAUGGUGUUCAGUCCAGACCACCAGCACAUCUACCUUCUGAGCGACAGACAGGUGAGCAAGCUGCCGGUGGAGAGCUGCGACCAGUACAGCAGCUGCCCCGACUGCCUGGGGUCAGGAGACCCGCACUGCGGAUGGUGUGUCCUCUUCAACAAGUGCUCCAGAAAGGAGGCGUGCAGCCGGUGGGAGGAGCCUCAGCACUUCAACACGCGCCUGGACCAGUGUGUGCACAUCUCAGUCAGCCCGAGCAACAUGUCUGUCACGUCCCCGCCAACACAGCUGUCUGUCCAAAUGCAGAACGUCCCGGCGCUGUCGGGGGGCGUGUCCUGUGUGUUCGAGGACCUGACUGAGACUCUCGGAGAGGUGCUCUCCAAAGGUCAGGUGAAGUGCACCUUGCCGUCAUUCAGAGACCUUCCGUCAGACUCGCACACCCACGAGGAGAAGAGGGUGGUGCAGCUCAGCCUUCGCUCCAAAGAGACCGGACUUCAGUUCAUCUCCACCACCAUCGUCUACUACAACUGCUCCGUGCUCAGCUCGUGUACGUCCUGCGUCAGCAGUUUGUUUCCCUGCCACUGGUGCAAAUAUCGUCACAUCUGCACCAACAACCUGCAGGACUGCUCCUUCCAGGAGGGGCGGGUCAGCAACAUGGAGGGUUGUCCUCAAAUCCUCCCCAACACUGACAUCCUGGUCCCUGCUGGGAUGGUGCGCCCCAUCACCCUGCGCGCCCGUAACCUCCCCCAGCCUCAGUCGGGUCAGAAGAACUACGAGUGUGUGUUCAGCAUCCAGGGCAAAGUGCAGCGCAUCCCCGCCGUGCGCUACAACUCCUCCUGCAUCCAGUGCCAGAACACCUCGUACUGGUAUGACGGCGACGAGGCCGGCGACCUGCCUGUAGAUUUCUCCGUCGUGUGGGAUGGAGAUUUCCUCAUCGACAAACCUGCCUUCAUGAAAGCGCUGCUGUAUAAGUGUGAAGCCCAGCGCUCCAGCUGCGGUCAGUGCCUCAAGGCCCCCACUGCCUUCGAGUGCGGCUGGUGCACGGAGAGCAGGAAGUGUCUUCUGCGGCAACACUGUCCCUCCCCAGAACAGAACUGGAUGCACCACGGCCGGCACAACCUGCGCUGCAGCCACCCGCGCAUCACAAGGAUCGAUCCUCUGACGGGACCUCGUGAGGGCGGGACACGGGUGACGAUUGAGGGGGAAAACCUGGGACUGCAGGUGAAAGAGAUCGCUCAAGUGCAGGUGGCUGGAGUCCGCUGCAACCCCGUACCUGUGCAAUACAUCAGUGCAGAGAGGAUUGUGUGCGACAUGACUGAGGCCCUCCUCCCCCAUUCCCUGGGCGGGCCUGUGGAGGUCUGCAUCGGCGUCUGCAGCACUGAGUAUCGAACCACCUCCACUCAGAUCUACUCCUUUGUGAGCCCCAGCUUCAACCGCAUUCGACCAGCUAUAGGGCCCGUUUCCGGGGGAACCAGGCUCACCGUCUUCGGUCGGCACCUGGACGCCGGCAGCUCGGUCGUCGUCUCCAUCAACAAGGAGGAGUGUCUGUUCGUCAAGAGGACCAAUCGAGAAAUCGUCUGUAUUACCCCCGCCUCUGUGUCUGGCACUGGCUCCGCCUCCAUCCGUCUGAUGAUUGACAGGGCCGAGGUGACAAGCUUGGAGGUAAAAUACACGUACACCGAGGAUCCGACAAUAACCAGCGUGGAACCAAACUGGACCAUCCUGAACGGCAGCACCAUGAUUACAGUGAUGGGGACCAACCUGUACACCAUCCAGGAGCCCAAAGUCAGAGCCAAAUACGGAGGCCUGGAAACUACAAACUUCUGCACAUUGGUCAAUGACAGCGCAAUGACGUGUUUGGCUCCUGGACUUGUCUACAACAAACCAGAGCCCCCGGAUGGGGCGCUCCAACCCGAUGAGUUUGGCUUCAUCUUUGAUCAGGUCUCCUCUCUGCUGGUGCUGAACUCCACGCCUUUCAUGCAUUAUCCAAACCCCACCUUUGAUCCUCUUGGGAACGCUGGGGUCCUGGAGGUGACGCCAGGCUCACCCAUCAUCAUCAAGGGCAAAAACCUGAUUCCAGGGAACAACCGCCUGAACUACACCGUCCUGAUCGGAGAGUCUCCCUGCGUCCUGACCGUUUCUGAAAGCCAGCUGCUCUGCGAUUCACCAGACCUCACCGGAGAACAGCGCGUUCUGAUCCUGGUUGGUGGUCUGGAGUACUCCCCAGGGAUGCUCCACAUUUACUCCAACAGUGUUCUGACACUUCCCGCCAUCAUCGGGAUUGGCGCCGGUGGAGGGGUGCUGCUCAUCGCCAUCAUUGCUGUGCUGAUCGCUUACAAGAGGAAGACGCGGGACGCCGACCGCACCCUGAAACGCCUCCAGCUGCAGAUGGACAACCUCGAGAGCCGGGUGGCGCUAGAGUGCAAGGAGGCGUUCGCAGAGCUGCAGACGGACAUCCAGGAGCUCACCAACGACAUGGAUGGAGUGAAGAUUCCCUUUUUGGAAUAUCGCACCUACACCAUGAGAGUCAUGUUCCCAGGAAUCGAAGAGCAUCCCGUUCUCAAAGAGCUGGACUCUCCAGCCAAUGUGGAAAAAGCUCUGCGCCUCUUCAGCCAGCUGUUGAAUAACAAGAUGUUCCUGCUCACCUUCAUCCACACGCUGGAGGCCCAGAGGUCCUUCUCCAUGAGGGACCGUGGGAACGUGGCCUCGCUGCUCAUGGCUGCCCUGCAGGGUCGGAUGGAGUAUGCCACCGUGGUGCUGAAGCAGCUGCUGGCUGAUCUGAUAGAGAAGAACCUGGAGAACAGGAACCACCCCAAACUGCUCCUGAGGAGGACUGAGUCUGUUGCUGAGAAGAUGCUGACCAACUGGUUCACCUUCCUGCUGCACCGAUUCCUCAAGGAGUGUGCUGGAGAGCCUCUCUUCAUGCUGUUUUGUGCCAUAAAGCAGCAGAUGGAGAAAGGACCGAUUGAUGCCAUAACAGGAGAAGCUCGAUACUCUCUGAGCGAAGACAAACUCAUCCGGCAGCAGAUCGACUACAAGCAGCUGACGCUGAUGUGCAUCCCUCCGGAGGGCGAGGCGGGCACCGAGGUGCCCGUGAAGGUGCUGAACUGCGACACCGUCACUCAGGUCAAAGACAAGCUGCUGGACGCCGUUUACAAAGGAAUCCCCUUCUCACAGAGGCCUCAGGCCGACGAUAUGGACCUGGAGUGGCGUCAGGGUCGACUGACCAGGAUCAUCCUGCAGGACGAAGACGUAACAACCAAGAUAGAAAGUGACUGGAAGAGGCUGAACACCCUGGCUCACUAUCAAGUAACAGACGGCUCGGUGGUGGCACUGGUCCAGAAGCAGGUUUCUGCCUACAACAUUGCCAACUCCUUCACCUUCACCAGAUCCUUGAGCAGAUAUGAGUCGUUGCUGCGGACGUCCAGCAGCCCGGACAGCCUGAGAUCCAGAGCUCCCAUGAUCACUCCGGACCAGGAGACAGGAACUAAACUGUGGCAUCUGGUAAAGAACCAUGAGCACGACCAGAGGGAAGGAGACAGAGGGAGCAAGAUGGUCUCUGAAAUCUACCUGACCAGACUGUUGGCCACCAAGGGGACGCUGCAAAAGUUCGUGGAUGACCUGUUUGAGACUGUGUUCAGCACUGCUCACCGGGGCUCUGCACUUCCACUGGCCAUCAAAUACAUGUUUGACUUCUUGGAUGAGCAGGCGGACAAAAGACAGAUCAGCGAUCCAGACGUCCGGCACACGUGGAAGAGCAACUGCCUUCCUCUCAGGUUCUGGGUGAACGUCAUCAAGAACCCUCAGUUUGUGUUUGAUAUCCAUAAGAACAGCAUCACCGACGCCUGCCUGUCGGUCGUAGCACAAACCUUCAUGGACUCCUGCUCCACGUCUGAACAUCGGCUUGGGAAAGACUCUCCGUCUAACAAGCUGCUCUACGCUAAAGACAUCCCCAACUACAAAAGCUGGGUGGAGAGGUACUACAGGGACAUCACUAAGAUGCCCAGCAUCAGCGAUCAGGACAUGGAUGCCUACCUGGUGGAGCAGUCCCGCCUUCAUGGCAACGAGUUCAACACACUGAGCGCGCUCAAUGAGCUCUACUUCUACAUCAACAAAUACAAGGAGGAGAUUCUGACGGCGUUGGACCGGGAUGGGUACUGUCGCAAACACAAACUGAGGCACAAACUGGAGCAAGCCAUCAACCUGAUGGCCGGCAGCAGCUGAGAGGAGGACAGCUGGACUGAUGGACCAAAGGGUGGACUGAUGGGAGGAGGGGGAGAGGCACAGAAGGAGGGGGGAUGAAGGCAUUUUCAUUUUUCUGAGCAGAACGUCAUUCUACUCUGUGUUGGGACACACUGGCAGCCAUGUCUCCAGCCAAACUGUCAAUUGAUCAAACAGUAAUUUAUUAGUUGAUUUCUUGUAUGUCUAAAGGGGGAAUCCCUGCCACCUCCGCCUGGAUAGGUGGCGGGAAACUCUUCUGUAACAAGGCUUCAACAUGCCUUUGAGUCAUUGUAGGGACGUGGUUCCCACUGCAGGUGCCAAAGUGGGGGUGUGACUGAACUGCACUAGAGGCUUCAAUGAGACUGGCACCUGACGUCUAAGUGGCCCUAUUUCAGGAAAUCUGCUGACUGCCUGGAGCCUCGGGUGUCCUCUGAGCAGUGGCCUUCCUGCUCCGACCUGCAGGAUGAAGAAACGCAGCAGAUGUUUGCUAGAGAAGCUCCUGACCGAAGAGUCCACAUCCACGGCCUAAAUCUGGUUCUGCCAAAAGCAAACUUGGAUUAUAGGAGUUCUCUGGAGCUUUAAUGAGGCAGAAGUGAUGAAGAGAAUGGAGGGCUUGACUUGAAAUCAGGGUUCAGUUUGGGUGAAAUGUGAGCAGAAGCGAGGUCUGUUCUGCUGAACUGUAGGCUGUCUGGCUGAGCGGUCAGGAUGGAGAUGCCCCUAUGUUGCUGUUUUAAAACCACUUCACGUUCUUUCUCUGGACAAUCACUCUGUAUGCAGCACACUGAGCCCGGUGCCUACGGAGCGACCACUUCCUGUGUCCACAACCCCAAACCCCCUUUUUCCCCUCCCAUGUUUCCUACUCUUCUUUCCUUUCUUACCUUUAGCUGGCCAACAAGACUUUUUAGUGAUGUACUGCCGACCAAUGAAGACUGUGGAACUCAACAGACCCUCAGCAGACGACGUGGGCGGAGGCGGAUGCUGAGUUAUACCUGAAUACAUUCCAACACAUGCAAACAGGCAGGGUCUGUAAAUAUCACUGGCUGCUGACUCGCCAUUUCUCCCACAUCCUGAAAACGGACUCAUGCUGUUUCUUGGGACCAGAACAGCGGUCCUGGAUCCAGCAGCGAAAUGGCGUGAGGGCGUGCAUGCGCCUGCACACAGCCAUGCUAACCCUGCCCGCGGGGAAUACUGUGCAGAGCUACGAGCCAGUGCCAUGCAAAGACUGGACCGGAUCACACCAGAACCGGACAGUCCCAGGACCAAAUGCAAGCUGAUAACCACCCAGAGUGGAGGUUAAGCCGGAAGGAACUCCAUCAUUCUUCAGACCACAUUUAUAAGGAUGGUAAAAACGGAUAACAACAGUAACAAAGAGCUGAACUUGUACAAAGAUGGACGUUUGUCUGCAUCCAGAUGAGAACCCAACCGGACCCACAGACUCUGAAGGGUUUCAAAAUUUUUGGUACUUUUCUAUAAACAUAACAGCGGGGGGAGGGUUGUAAGUGAGGGGGGCGGGCGUCAUUGGAGGGCUUCUGCUCACCUCCAUCACCUGAGCCAGGUGUGAGCUGCUGUCACUGUGUGGAUGAAGGACACCCUCCUCUCCACACACAGCCCUGCUCUUUGAGCCAGAACGCGUGGAUGCUGCUCCCCAGGCUGCCCGCUGCUCUCAUGGGUCCGUCUGAAGCAGGAGCUGAGCGGGACCAGCCUGGCCCCUCUUCAUUUGGGUCAGUACAGCACUGAUUCAAGCUGAGACCUGCUUUAGUUCAUGUUAGAGCCUCAGGUGUUCCGGCUGCAGGUUCAGGUAACCUCUUUGUUUCCGCUCAUCUCCUGUGAUGGAGUUCAGGUUCUGAGCUGUUUGCAGCUAAAUGUCCUUUUGACGUGUUGGUUUUUGUUGUGAACAGCAGGAGGUCAAACCUGAGGAGCUGUGUUUGUUGUAGUUCAACAAAGAGGCGGCGUGUCUUUGGCGAGCAAGUGUUCUGCCUCGGCCGGUCCGGCUCCGGUGCCAUAAAGCUGCAUAAAGAAGCACCUUUUUUUCUUUCUCGCCAACCUAAAAGUCAUUUCAGUCUGUGGGGCCAAAAGAAGCUGAAUGAGGAAGAGGAGGGCGGGGCCUGACAAAAACGGCCUUUCUGUGGGGAUUGGCUGUGUGUGCACGUGCACACGCGUGUGCAUGCUGCUGCUGUGGAACGCGGUGCGUUAAAUCGGUGAUAGCAUCUGCAGCUCAUUUAAACGCUUCUUUCUGAGAAACCCUUCUCUGUUGAAAUGUUAAACUACAAAGAUGUCAUCUUUACCUCCAUCCUCGAGAAGAGGAGCAGGAAGAAAAGAAAAAUGAAAAAAAUCUAAAAUUAGAAGCAGGUUGAUGGGGAGAUGGAGGAGUGUGAGGAGAGGGGAAGGGAGGGGAGGAAAGGGGGAGGUCAGAUUCUCACCACAUGCAAAGGUGGGAGAAGAGGAGAGGGAUGGAGGAGGACCGGCAUGGAAUACUGAGAGGGAGGAGAGAGGAAGAAUACAGAUGAGGGAGAGAUGGAAGGAGGCCUCCAUCACACCGACUGACGCAGGGCAGUUUCCUGGGAGGAGGAGGAGGAGGAGGUGUAGGGAUGAAGGUGGAAGGUGCAGAUGUACAACCAGGAAGGAAGUGCGAGUGUUUAUCACUGUUCGCCGUGACAUCACAGCGACCGAGGUGUUGGGGGGGGGGAAGUGGCAGGCUCAGAUUUGGGUUUCUGCUGUAGCAUGCACAUGUCUGUGAGCGUGCACGUGGAGGAAACACUGACAGGGCAACAGAAAGGGUGGGGUCUAAUUCCUGGAACCAUACACAACGUGCAUGAGCGCUCGCCUUCAUCGUGGUUUUUACAUUUUGCAAUAGUGGGAUAUUUUUUAUUGUGUUUUUAUUUAUUGUCAUCAUGGGUUGUAUUUAUUGUACACAGGGUUGUGCCCCAUCCUCUGGAGAUGGAGUUUAUUUAAACUUGUCAUGUCUUUUUGUUGAGGGUGGGGGCAAACCACCACGAGUCAGUUCAUCUCAGUUUUAUCGCUUUCUUCCCCUUCAGCAAACCAAACUCUCCAGCUGCUGCUUCUUGACAGGAGCUAACGUUUGUGGACUGGGUCUCCCGCGGCGUCUGCUGAUCAGGAUGGACCAUCCUCACUGAUCAGCAGACUCAGCAAAGCUCUCCAGUCAUCCGACAGGUCAUUUAGGAGGAAGCAGCGAGUCGCACACUCAUCGGGGUGUGGUUUCACUCCCUGACUCCGCCCCUGAGGGAAGCUGAGCCAUCCUAAGACCUAAACAGCAACUUCCCCAGAAGCAGAUUUGAUGCUGAAGUAGAACAGAAAUAGGUGUUACCUUAAAAGACAGUCCUGUUGAAAAGGAAAGAGGCGUUUUUGGUUCCGAUGUGAUGAAGAUGAAGAAAAGGAGAAUCUGUUUGAACCAACAGACCAAAACCGAAAUGUGGAAUGGAGGUCUGCUGCAAACCCCCCAAACUGUGCCCAGCAGGACUGUCUAAGCCCUGUCUAUUAAGCUCCGCCCACACUCCAAAGAUUAAAUCUUACCCUGUCUAUUUUUGCUCAAAUGAACCUAUUGGAUUAUGAACUCACCUGCUAACAUUUUACUGAGAUAAAAACUGUUUUUUCAAGAAGAAAUAUUUGCUGAAUAUAGUAACUGCAAGUGAAAAUUUGCCAUAUUUAUUAAAACGAGGUAUUCUGUCUCAGUGAAAUGUUCCCUAAGUGGUAAUAGGUACUAUUGACUGUAAAUGUACUUGGUAAAGGCUGGAGUGCACUGCUGCAGGCUGCCACUAGGGCUCUGGGGGGGAUUACUGAUCCCACCGAAUGUACAUUUAUCAUAAGAACAGGGAAUCCGGCAGGGACUCCCAUGGCUGCAGCUCUCAGCGUGCUCCUCAGCAGCCACAGCUGCAGGUCUGCAGGUUUUAGACCAAACAGAGACCAUCUGGGAGGAAGCCCAUGCUGCUUUCUGGGUCUCACAUCCUGAUGGAGUCGCUCUUUUCUGCCAACGUUUCAAAAUAAGAGCUCAGAUGAGGAAGAACAGGACUCCGUCCAGCAGGGAGAGGACACUACUGUGAGAGCAUCAUCACACGCUCCAAAGAAAAGCGCCUGCCCCCCCCCCCCCCCCCCCCCCCCAACUGCAUCAACCACUAAGAAGUAUUAUUAAAUGUUUUGAAAGCCAUGACCUCCAUGUGACUGAGCAGUGAAGGGGACCUGCUCUCUGUGUGUUUGCUGUAACAUUUAUGUCUUUGUUCUGCACAUCGGGCCGUGAAAACAGAGCCACAGCUUCAUAACUGCUGACUGGACUAAAACGAGCAGAACUAGGGACCAGGUAAUAGACCCGCCGGGCUUUGGUUGAAAGAAUCUUCUGGGACACGAUGAAGUUCUCUCUGAAGAAGCCAGAACAGGAAGACGGCUUGUGUGUUCCUGUAAGGGCUGGGGCUGAGCAUUACAGACAAAUCAAUCCAGAACCAUUAACUCAUGACUGGACUGGAUUUGGAAAACAGUCCCAUGAAGUCCAGCUCUGGGUAAUGAGAAGGAGUUCCUCUUAACUCCUUUUCUUCAAAUCAAACUGCCUAUAAACUGAAAAAGUAGCAGAAACACAGUUUUCCCUCAGGGGUAAAGCAGGAGGACUUUAAAUUCAGAUGUCAUUAGUUGCAUUAAGUCUGUUCUGCUCUGGACCCAGACCCAGUUGGUGCUGACAAACAGGACAGCCCGCGUAAAGGUACGGAGUUCUGCUUUAGGUGUGACAAAAACAAAUGUAAGCCACUGGAAAACAGAAUUUCUUCAUGCAGUCCAGCUGGAUUCUGUCAGCAGAAGUCUGACGCAUGAAGGAGAAGGUCACCAUGGAAGCCCCACGUCCAGAACCUGCAGCUCCACAGCGCCACAGCACCCGGAAAACUGUCUCCCACCCAAAGUGCAGAAAAAGCUGCUGUAAUACAGCAACGUCCAGGAUGUAGCCAGGGCCCGUUUGUGAUGCCAUUGCCUUGUUUUUGUCAUUUUUGCUAAGUUAAAUUGUAAUGAUGAUGAAACGUGUAAUAGCCUGUGUCAGUUUUCUAUCAUUGCCAUUGCCUUCUGCUGAGUUUGUAUAUUUGUGUGGUUUCACUAAAGUGUAAAUGAAAUCUGGA